CCACACGGGGCAUUUGGAAGGUGACACAUAGAAUAUCAAGUUUCUGUAAUCAUCUACAUUUCUGUCAGCUUUGCUUUCUGAAAACUACUCUGGCCGCCGACGCCUAUUCUGCCGCUGCCGCCGCCACUACCUCAGCAAGAAUAAGAAGAACAAGCAAUUAUUAGAAAAACAUAAAAAAAGCAUAACCAUCUUCAAAUUUCUUGAAAGAAAAAUGGAGUUAAAAACAGUUGAAGGAGUGAUGGAAAGUUUCCUCCGCCAGUGUGGUGGUUACGCCGUCAUCGACGGUGGCCUUGCGACGGAGCUCGAGAGGCAUGGUGCUAAACUCAAUGACCCUCUAUGGAGCGCCAAGUGCCUCAUUAGCUCACCUCACCUAAUUAGAAGCGUUCAUCUCGACUACCUUGAAGCUGGUGCAAAUAUCAUUAUAUCUUCAUCUUAUCAGGCUACUCUUCAGGGGUUUGAAUCUAAGGGAUUGUCAAGAGUAGAAGGGGAAAAUUUACUCAGAAAAAGUGUUGAAAUAGCACGUGAAGCACGAGAUAUGUAUUAUGACAGAGCUGCCAAAGGUUCCCGGGAUACUUUUGGAGACAAAGAUGAAAUAAUCCCGAGAAAACGUCCAGUUCUGGUUGCUGCAUCUGUGGGUAGCUAUGGAGCUUAUUUGGCUGAUGGUUCUGAAUAUAGUGGAGUUUAUGGAAAAAAUGUCAGUUUGGAGACUCUGAAAGAUUUUCACCGGAGAAGGGUCCAAGUAUUAGCUGAUUCUGGUGCUGAUUUGAUUGCAUUUGAGACUAUUCCGAAUAAACUGGAAGCUAAGGCAUAUGCUGAGCUUCUCGAGGAAGAGGCCAUUAACAUUCCAGCUUGGUUUUCCUUUAAUUCCAAGGAUGGAACCAAUGUCGUCAGUGGGGAUCCCAUUGCAGAAUGUGCCUUAAUAGCUCAUUCGUGUGAGCAAGUCAUCGGAGUUGGGAUCAAUUGUACGCCACCACGAUACAUUCAAGGACUUAUUCUCUCUAUUGGAAGGGUAACUACUAAGCCAAUUCUCAUAUAUCCAAACAGCGGUGAGACUUACGAUGCUGAUAGAAAGGAGUGGCUGCCAUCGAAUGGAGUUUCAGAUGUAGAUUUUGUGUCGUACGUGGGCAAAUGGUGUGAAGCUGGGGCUUCUCUUGUUGGAGGUUGCUGCAGGACAACCCCAAAUACCAUCAGAGCUAUUUCUAAGGCUCUCUCGUCCCGGUCCAAUGGGAGUUUCCCAUAGACUCAAAAGACUUGUGAGAGGAGGAAAAAAAUGUGGGAAAUAUUUUUCCAUGCUUUUGUAUGAACUGGUGCUAAAAUAAAUUUAAGUUUGUUCAGUUUACUAGUUUUUCCAAUAAAUUCUAGGGAUAAUUCUCAAUCAUCCUUCGAGACAGGUUAUCAAAGAUCAUAGACUUCGAUGGAGGAUUCACUUUAAAGGGAUGUAACAAAGUAACAUAAGGUACUAACAUUGAGUAA
This is a messenger RNA of Olea europaea var. sylvestris, 1473 nucleotides long. RefSeq names its product homocysteine S-methyltransferase 2-like. Gene Ontology annotation, biological process: S-methylmethionine cycle. Bases 212 to 1240 code for a protein of 342 amino acids. The record is from RefSeq and is a predicted model, not a curated record. The transcript has 7 exons. Gene Ontology annotation, molecular function: S-adenosylmethionine-homocysteine S-methyltransferase activity; zinc ion binding. Lineage: Eukaryota; Viridiplantae; Streptophyta; Magnoliopsida; Lamiales; Oleaceae.